AUGGCCUUGGAUGAGGCGGUGGAAUUGGAUUUGCGCCUGAUGCAUAAAAGCUUUGCGGAUUGCCCGGCAUCGUUAUGUCCUUUGCUGGGACCAAGAAUGCCACCUCGGGAACCUAGUACGCCUCCUAAAAUUCCACCAAAGGAGUCGAUUUGUAAUUUGCUGCAAUUUGAUGGGCGGAUUCAAGAUGAAAAAUUGAGGCAAUACAAAGAGCAUAAUGAUGGCACAAUGUGUGCAAAGCUGCUUGCUAUUAAUCGUAAACCAGAACGCACUGAUGAGGAAGAAAGAAUGACAACUGUUCUCCAGGCCUGCCUUGGUUAUUCAAAGUACUCGUACAGUUGGCGCUCAUUGAAGGGAACGAAAUUUCACGAAGCGCACGGGAAAAAGUAUCACUUUGGAAGCUUUAAGCAAGGGGACGUCUUGGGAUGCUUACUUCAUCUACCACACGAUAACAUUCAUCCUUCAAGAAGCUCAUCCGAUUACCUCCCGGUCACGCACAAAGAUGUUGAAACUGCCGGAGAACCAAAUAAAGCCGAGACUGGAGUGAUAGAAAGCAGAAAGGAUUCAAAAGAUGACACCGUUCCUGGGGCUGAGCAGCAAGUCCAUUGUGAAAGCAGAAAGGAUUCAACGGGCUCUCGACAUGGGCGUAGUGAUAAACUUCGCAACGAGUAUCGUCACUUAUCAAAAUGGUGUCCAGAGGGAAUGACGUACGAUGCUUUCAAAGCCAAUCAAGGAGCUCAACCGCGACGAAAUCGAUAUCAAGAUGUACCAUGUGGAGAUGCGCGUCGAGUGGUGAUCAAGUUCCCGGGAGCUCCAUGCGAAUACAUCCAUGCUAACUUUGUGAAGACACCACAGGCCGAGAAUCGUUUCAUCUGCACCCAGGGACCUCUCGAAAACACGGUCGUUCUCGCU
Molecule: messenger RNA, 909 nt
Organism: Mesorhabditis belari
Lineage: Eukaryota; Metazoa; Nematoda; Chromadorea; Rhabditida; Rhabditidae
Source: the annotation of a GenBank genome assembly